GGUAGGUGUGCGGGGGGGAUUUCAAGUUCCGCCGGGCAUUGAGUGGUUGAAGUUCUCGGGGAAGGAACGGUCCCUUAUUCUGCGACCUGAACCUGCCUUCCUUCCUCCAUCGACGCGUAGGUACCCACCAAACCACGGUUUGCGAUUAAUCGACUCCAUCUUCUCCAAUUGUUAGAAGCUGAGGAGCGAUCGUCGCCCGCUCAGCUCUCCAAAUCUCCCGAAAACGCUCCCCUUCACGGGUUUCCGAAUUCGCUAACUUCGGAAAGCCAAACUGAUCGAAACCGCCAUUGACGCAAGGUGUCAGGCUUGGUAAACAGGCAAGUCAAAUCCUUUCCUUCGAGCCAUUGCAAAUCACAGAAGUCGCCAUCUGUCUGUUCCACGAUGGACACCGAUGUUUUCAACGCCCGACUUUCCCCCACCAACCACCUCAACCCAAAAAACCCGAGGACAAACCCACAAGUCUAACAGGUCUCAGUUAUUCCAGUGGCGAUGGGGAAAAUUGACUUUUCCGGCAACGGCGCCGACAGGGAUAGCGAUAGCGAUCGGCCGGCAAAGAGACUUCGCGCAGCAGCAACCCAGCUGGACGCACUCGGCUCUGCCAAUUCGACCGCACCCGCCAUCAACCCUUUUUCCUCUGCGCGGGAGGUUCCAGUCUCGACCAAUCCCUUUGGCUCAACCGACCACCCCUUGUUCGGCAGGCCAGGGCUGUCGAACUUGACUCCUUUUGGAACGAGCGCGAGCCAACCUCGGCCUGAAACAUCUUCAGUUCCCAGCGACUUUCUCGCCGACAACGCAGCUGUCGCUGGCUCCAGCCCUAGAGCCGAAACCGUCCUCUAUGGGUUGCAUCGGGCAGAAACCGUCUCGGUCAAGCACGACGAGUCGACGACCGGGCAAGAAGGAGGCAAUAAUGUCGGACAAGAGCCUGGGGAACAGCCCAGCCCUGAGAACGGUGCCGAGAUCGUCCAACCCAAGACCGAGGAGGACGCCGUUACCAACCCCAUCGAGUCAUUCGAUGACCACGGGAACUUGACUCUGAUUGUUGGAAAAGCAAACGCGCAGGUGAAUUUCCGCGUAUGCUCAUACUCCCUCAGGCGCGUAUCAGCCAGAUGGCAUGACCUACUCUAUGGCCCGUCGUCCGAUCCCAAAGACAGGGAAGGGCUGCAUGGCUGGGUGGUUCGUCUACCAGAGGACGAUCCGGAGGCCAUGCGCAUCGUCCUACGGGUGGUUCAUGGCGACUUAUCCAACAUGCCGGUGAUCUUAUCUCAAGAUGCGCUUUCCCAUCUGACCGCCCUGUGCGAGAGGCACAACAUGGUGGGACUUUUGAAACCGUUUUGGGGCGGUUGGGUAGACAAAUUGCCUGAACCAACUCUCGAUCCCACCAUUUUCCAGCACCUGGGGAUCGCCAAGAAGCUUGGGCAUCUGCAAAGGUACAUGAACAUCCUGAUCAGGAUUCGGUAUUCGUCUCAGAAGCGCCCAGAUGGCAGGCUAUGCUUGGAGAGCCAUCCCGAUGUUGACCUCUACAAUGACCCUUACCUGCAAAAGUUAGGUAUUCUCAAGCCCUGGGAAAACGGUCGCCUAAGAAUGCUCCACGCGGUGAGCAUCGAACUACGAGCGGCCCUGGACAAACUCUUGAACCCGGCGGUCACCAACUGCUGCUCUUCCAAACGCCAGGACUGGCAACAGACCUGCGACUGCGCGAUGCUGGGGGGUGUAUACCGUGCACUCCACGGAAAGCACUGGUAUUCUGGCGGUGCCCAAAACUGGGAGCAAAGUUUGACGGUCAGUGUGCGUCAACUGGUCGCCAUGAUAGACGAGAUUCGUACUGCGGCCGUCGGAGACUCCCGGAUGAGGAGAAAGCAGGGAGAUGCACACAUGGCUUGCACUCCGUGGACCCCCAUCUGCCUGACUGACAUUAUACGGAUGUCUGCGUGCGAGAUUAGCCCAAGUGGUAAGGCAUACUUCGAAAGACGCGCCAAGAAAUCCGGCCUUGACGUUCUGGCUCCCGAGCCGUAUGUCAUCCCGGCUGAAGACAUGUUGUCACCUGCACAACCGCUCAGCAACGCUUCCGGUUAGAAGUUUUCAAACAUUCACAUAUCCGGAAACGCGGAGUCUACACGGCCCCGAGGUCCUUAUCUUUUGUUGAACAUUCGUGCAUCUUGGCCAGCUUGUUGGCAACGUUCAGAAUUGACAUUUGAGGUCUUCCUGUUACCUGUUCUUCCCUGUGUUCGUGACACAGGUAACGAGUCGGUAGAGAAUGCCUUAACAACCG
Messenger RNA from Chaetomium fimeti, 2269 nucleotides. RefSeq lists its product as uncharacterized. The record is from RefSeq and is a predicted model, not a curated record. Lineage: Eukaryota; Fungi; Ascomycota; Sordariomycetes; Sordariales; Chaetomiaceae. Bases 490 to 2073 code for a protein of 527 amino acids. The transcript is spliced from 2 exons.